AUGCGCAAUCCUGUAAUUCGGAUUCCUUACACGGAGCUCUUCCCACCACCAACCAUAAUCCCGCACACAGCCCGGUCCCUCCCUGGCGCCGUUGCGGCUCUGCAAGAAUUCCUUCACGCCCCGCCUCCGCGGGACCUACCCGCUUCAACUAUCAUCCUCACAGGCGCCGGACUCUCGGUGGCAAGCGGCCUUGCGGAUUAUCGGGGCGUCAACGGAACUUACCGCGUCAAUAAGACGUACCGCCCCAUCUACUACCACGAGUUCCUCACGAACCACGAAGCGCGCAAGCGUUACUGGGCCCGGAGUUUUCUGGGCUGGACGACGUUGAAUAAAGCCUCCCCGAAUGCCGGGCACUAUGCGGUACGGGAUCUAGGCCGGCUGGGCUUGGUCUCUGCGGUCAUCACCCAGAAUGUGGACUCUUUCCAUCCCCGUGCGCAUCCCGAGAUUCCAACGCUGGAGUUGCAUGGCUAUCUAAGGUCGACAGUGUGUACAUCAUGCUGGAAUGAGUUUCCCCGAGAGAGUUUCCAGAGAGAGUUAGCGAGGCUGAAUCCCAUUUGGGAUGCCUUUUUGCACGAGGCCGUGGCCUCUGGCGCACUCGAGACGGAGGACCCCGACGAGAAGCGCGCUCGGGGUAUCAGGAUGAAUCCGGAUGGCGAUGUUGAGCUUCCGGAAGCGCCGUAUACCACUUUCCGAUAUCCUGCCUGUCCGAAGUGCCUAAGCAGCCCUCCCUACCUGGCGGAAGGAAAGGCAGUGGUCGAAGUUGAUGACGAUGGUGCUUGGAGCCCGGCUAGUAAUGCUGGUAUCCUCAAGCCGGCUGUCGUUAUGUUUGGGGAGAGCAUCCCUGCGAAGAUCAAGGAGGCCGCCGAGGAUGCAAUCGACAAGGCUGGAAGGGUUCUCGUCCUUGCCACCUCCCUUGCGACGUACUCCGCGUGGAGGCUGGUAAAGCGCGCCAAAGAUAGGGGGAUGCCAAUUGCCAUUGUUAAUGUGGGCGGGGUCAGAGGCGAGGAUGCCUUCUUUGCAGACCUACGUGACCCCCAAAUGGGGAGUUUAGGAGUAAGGGUGGAGAUGUCCACAGAGACCCUGUUGCCGGCCCUCUUGGCACAGCUGCGGCAACCCCGGUUCCAAAGGGCCGAAUCUCGCAUGGCUGAUGGCUCGUCCGAGCAGAGCGGUGCUGCCGUAUUCAAGGACAUGUUGUCUUAG
This is a messenger RNA of Canariomyces notabilis, 1200 nucleotides long. Its product is annotated as SIR2 family histone deacetylase-like protein. The record is from RefSeq and is a predicted model, not a curated record. NCBI's taxonomy places the organism in Eukaryota, Fungi, Ascomycota, Sordariomycetes, Sordariales, Chaetomiaceae. Gene Ontology annotation, molecular function: NAD+ binding. The transcript has a single exon. Bases 1 to 1200 code for a protein of 399 amino acids.